GUGGGUUAAUUUGAUGCCACUAGCUGAUCGUCCGCAGCACAAUCAGCCGGUUUCCCUUUUAUUUUUUGUUGCCUGCUUGAACCCGAAAGCAUCAUGCACUACUCGUGAUAAUUAAUGGCAUGAAAUUUGCAGUUGCUAUUAAUAGAAAUCAUCACUGGGAUGGCAUAUAUUCGGUGGAUAAUUUAUUUAGCUGAUGGGCUGCUUCCUGUUGAAGUUGACGAUCAAUGUAUAUAUUUUCUCAUGUUAAACAAAGAGUUUGAACAGCCGUUUUGGUUGAAAUGGUGGAGUCAUAUUCGAACCAUAUAAUUCUUGUUUGUUUUGAGCUUUAAUGGCUGCUACCAUCAACAACUUGCUUUUCUCUUUUGUUCUUUUGCUCGGUGCUGUCUUUCUUCUUGUUUCUCCAGCUUCAUGCAAUGAGAAUCUUCUUGAGAAAUGUGGGAUCAAAACAAUUUAUCAGCUUGGAGACUCGAUAUCAGACACGGGCAAUCUCGUUCGAGAGAACCCUCAAGUUGUGUGUGCUCGCCGUCCCUAUGGACAAUACUUCUUCAUGAAUGCAACUGGUAGAUGCUCAGACGGGUUACUCAUAAUCGACUUUUUCACAAUAUCAGCUGCUCUUCCCUUUCUUGAAGCCUACUUGAAUCCGAAUCCACGCAGUCUGGAUAGUGGAAUGAAUUUCGCUGUUGCAGGGGCUACUGCUUUACCUGCACACACUUUAGCAGAGAAAAGCAUUUCAUCCCCAGUAACUAACAGUUCUCUUGAUAAACAACUUGACUGGAUGUUCACUUAUUUCAACGGAUCAGUUUGCAACACAACAGACUGUUUGAACAAACUCAACAAUACUCUCUUCAUGGUUGGGGAGAUCGGAGGAAAUGACUAUAAUUAUGCACUUUUUAGAGGUAAAUCUCUUGAGGAGGUUACGCUUUUGGUGCCCGAUGUUGUCCAAGCCAUCAAGGAAGCUGCUACAAGAGUCAUUGGCUAUGGUGCUAGAAGAAUUGUUGUUCCGGGAAACUUUCCAAUAGGAUGUUUUCCGAGCUAUUUGACACUCUUCCAGACCACUGAUUCUGCAGCUUAUGAUGAGCUUCACUGCCUGAAGGAGUUGAAUAACUUGGCAAUUUAUCACAAUCAGCAUCUUCAGCAAACCCUUGAGGAAUUAAAGAUGGAAUACCCUGAUGUGGUCAUAGUAUAUGGAGAUUAUUUCAGUGCAUACAUGUGGAUUCUUCAAAAUGUUCAUUCUCUCGGUUUUGAUGCCGCAACGGCGCAAAAAGCCUGCUGCGGGCUCGGUGGAGAGUAUGAUUUCAGUGCUUCAAGGAUUUGUGGAACUCCAGGCGUGCCAGUCUGUGCAAAUCCCCUUGAACGCAUUAGCUGGGAUGGCAUCCAUUCGACCCACAAGGCCAAUGGCUUCAUGGCAUCUUGGAUCAUCCAAGACAUCCUCCCGAAGUUUCAGUGUAGUUAUCCUUGAACACUUCAAGAGAAUGAUCUAUCUAUUUUUCACAUCUAAGCCAGUAAAUCUGUUGUAACUUAUGAUGCUCAUUACUUUUCUUUUGAUAUAUCAAAAAGCUGCAUUGAAAGAGUACAAA
Mangifera indica (mango) is the source of this 1577-nucleotide messenger RNA. RefSeq names its product GDSL esterase/lipase At5g03980-like. The transcript is spliced from 5 exons. The coding region runs from base 329 to 1459 and encodes 376 amino acids. The record is from RefSeq and is a predicted model, not a curated record. Lineage: Eukaryota; Viridiplantae; Streptophyta; Magnoliopsida; Sapindales; Anacardiaceae. Gene Ontology annotation, molecular function: hydrolase activity, acting on ester bonds.